ACCACCACCAUAUCUCUCAAUACACGUUAACAUAUCCAACCCAUUUCAUCGCUCUUCACAUAAACUUCAAGCGAGCAAACAAACAACUAGCAAGGGAAGAAAGAAACUACAGAAAAGAAAUGGCUUCCACUUCUGCAGUUUCAAUGGCUAUGCCAGUAACUUAUGCUAGCCAGAAGAGGGUGGUGCCUAGCUCGGAUGCAUUCUUCAAGCCACUGCCUCUACGGUCUUCCAAGGCAGUGACAGCAUCAAAACUCAAUGGAAGGUUUCAAGUGAGGGCCUCCAUGAAGGAGAAAGUUGUGACGGGGCUCACCGCAGCUGCAUUGACAGCUUCAAUGAUGGUUCCUGAUGUGGCUGAGGCUGCCGUUACACCUUCUCUCAAGAACUUCUUGCUCAGCAUCGCGGCAGGUGGAGUUGUUGUUGUUGCCAUUAUUGGUGCUGUGAUCGGUGUUUCCAAUUUCGAUCCCGUCAAGCGUAGCUGAUGGAGUUCUGAGGCACUGUGUUUUAUUUAUUUUUUUGUUACCUCUUAUCAUGAUAUGUAUCUUUAAUGUAAUGUUCUUCAGAAAUGAAGUGAACCCUCUGAUGUGUGUACUAAUAUGUGACUCUUAUGCUCCACUUGAGCAGAAGCUUUUCAAUGCUUAAAAUUGUAAUUUUUGUUUUGACCCAUUAUAGAAAUAGUUAAUUACGUGUUUA
Messenger RNA from Glycine soja, 690 nucleotides. RefSeq lists its product as uncharacterized. The transcript has a single exon. Gene Ontology annotation, cellular component: membrane; photosystem II. The record is from RefSeq and is a predicted model, not a curated record. Gene Ontology annotation, biological process: photosynthesis. Bases 120 to 479 code for a protein of 119 amino acids. Lineage: Eukaryota; Viridiplantae; Streptophyta; Magnoliopsida; Fabales; Fabaceae.